Penicillium cinerascens is the source of this 2886-nucleotide messenger RNA. RefSeq names its product serine/threonine protein kinase ATG1 (gene atg1). The transcript has 3 exons. Lineage: Eukaryota; Fungi; Ascomycota; Eurotiomycetes; Eurotiales; Aspergillaceae. Gene Ontology annotation, biological process: autophagy; autophagosome organization; protein autophosphorylation. The record is from RefSeq and is a predicted model, not a curated record. Gene Ontology annotation, molecular function: ATP binding; protein serine/threonine kinase activity. The coding region runs from base 1 to 2886 and encodes 961 amino acids. Gene Ontology annotation, cellular component: cytoplasm; autophagosome.
AUGGCGGCUCAGCAUACUCGGAGGUCACGCGAGACCUCCCGGCCCGAGAUGUCCAUCGGUCGAUACACGAGACUCGAUGAAAUCGGCCGCGGAAGCUUCGCGACGGUAUACCAGGGUGUUCAUACGAAAUCUCGCACCUACGUUGCCAUCAAGUCGGUGAACCUGUCGAAGCUCAACAAGAAACUCAAGGAUAACCUUUCCUCCGAAAUCGACAUCCUCAAGGGUCUCCACCAUCCGCAUAUUGUCGCACUUAUCGACUGCCAUGAAUCAACAUCCCACAUCCAUCUGGUCAUGGAGUACUGUGCUCUGGGUGACCUGUCGCUCUUCAUCAAGCGGCGAGAUACCCUGGCAACCCAUCGGUACACCAGAGACAUGAUUGCGAAAUACCCGAAUCCCCCCGGCGGAGCCCUGAAUGAGGUGGUAACUCGUCACUUUCUAAAGCAACUUGCAAGUGCCCUGCAAUUUUUGCGAGAUCGAAAUCUCAUCCACCGAGAUAUCAAACCUCAGAAUCUCCUGCUUUGUCCGUCACCUUCUUCUUAUCGGAGCGGGGUAGCCAACGUCAUUCCGUUCAAGGGAAGCGACAAUUCCUAUGAACCUACAACUGGGCUGGAGUCCUUGCCAAUGCUCAAAAUCGCGGACUUCGGAUUUGCUCGGUCCUUACCGGCUACCUCGCUAGCGGAGACCCUGUGUGGCUCUCCACUUUACAUGGCACCUGAGAUUCUCCGAUACGAGAAGUACGAUGCUAAAGCUGACCUGUGGUCGGUUGGCACCGUGCUCUACGAGAUGGUGGUGGGACGGCCUCCGUUCCGAGCCACGAAUCACGUCGAACUUCUUCGGAAGAUCGAGAAAGGCGAAGAUCGAAUUCGAUUCCCAGAAGACAACCCAGCUUCAGAGGAUAUCAAGAAGCUGAUUUGUAGGCUCCUCAAACGGAACCCCGUCGAGCGAUUGAACUUCCCUGAGUUCUUCACCAACAAUGUCAUCACCGACAUAAUUCCGGGCUUGGUAGCCGACGAUACACCUCGAGCCUCGCGACGUUCGUCUGUGGAACUUACCCGUAGCUCAGGAUCCUACCGGGCAGAGAAUCGACCAACUCAACCAGCUCAACUCGAUGCGAAGGCCGGUAGAGAUUCACCGUACUCUACUGAUCAGGGAGAACCUACUACAUAUCCGCCAAGCCACCGACCCUAUGUCCCGCGGCAGAAGUCCGAAACUCCACCGAAUUCUGCGCCGAUGCGCCGGCUGGGAAGUGGAGACAGACCGUCUUCAGGUGUCUCCAAGGAGCAAACGCGAGGAGGCAUUCCGCCAACUCGGCCCAGUGCAAUCACUCAGGCCACCGCUCCAGCUCGUCAAGAGCUUACCGGUCGCCAAACCUCUGCAACUGCAAUGGAGCGGCAAAAGAGCCGACACACUCCUACUGGAUCACCACGAACCGGAGAGCUCGAUCGUAUCCGAGAGGAGCGCGAACGCGCUGCCCAAGAGGUCGCAUUUGAGAGGGACUAUGUGGUGGUGGAGAAGCGUGCGGUGGAAGUCAACGCAUUUGCGGACGAGUUGGCACACAGUCCACAUAUCCAAGGUGGGUUUCCCCGAGGACAGACUGGCUCUGUUACUCGCCGUGCAACUACUCAAGGAUUGCCGACCUUGUCAUCCACCUCUCCGCAUACGAACACUUCCAAAGCCAUGCAAAUCGCUUCUGGAAGGGCUCGAGCCGACUCGGGUAAUCAGCGCCAGCACUCGUACGAGCGACGCUACGGACAGAGCCCGACAUCUGCGACAUCUGCGAUCUCAAAAGCCCUGAAUAUGGCCAGCGGCCGGCUUUUCAGUAUGGGCUUUUCGCCUCCUUUGGCUGGUACGAAAGGAGGAAGGUCUCCGCCCUUGGCCUACAACCCUUUCCCUAUCUAUCCCGCUCCCCAGGAAAACAUGAUGCUUCUAGCUGGUGGGAAGAAUGCCACUACCGAUGAGGACUCCAGGACGGUCCAGUCCCUUGAAGAGUGCGCUACUCGCAGCGACGUUGUCUUUGGCUUCGCCGAGGUCAAAUACAAGCAGCUUAUUCCGCUCGCACCCUCGGCACCGAAUGACGCCCCCAUUGCCUCCAGCGAUCCCGGCGAUGAUGACCUGACAGUCGACGCUAUCGUGACCCUUUCCGAAGAAGCGCUGGUCCUCUACGUGAAGGCCCUGUCUCUGCUAGCCAAAUCAAUGGAUAUCGCAGGAUCGUGGUGGGCGCGGAAGAACAGGGAAGAUGCAUACGGUGAAUCACCAAGAAGUGAGAGCUCCACCAAACUGGCCGGUUCUCAGAUCAACAAGGUAGUUCAGUGGGUUCGGAGCCGUUUCAACGAGGUCUUGGAGAAGGCCGAGUUUGUACGUCUCAAGCUUGUUGAAGGACAGAUGCGUCUUCCGCUUGACCACCCUGCUCACCCGGACAAUCACUCCGUCGGCUCCACCUUUGCAUCAUACAAUUCUCAGGAUGUGGUCGUGAGCCCCGGUGUCACAGCCGAGAGGCUGAUGUACGAUCGUGCGCUUGAGAUGAGCCGUGCCGCCGCUAUCAAUGAGUUGACCGGCGAGGACCUGCAGGGCUGCCACAUGGCGUACAUGACUGCUAUUCGCAUGCUGGAGGCGGUUCUGGAAGAAGACGUGCUUCGCUCUUCCACCAAGAGCGACCAGAGCGCCUCUCAUGUCACCGACAAAUUAUCUCUCGGUGAUGGCGAGGACCGCCAAGUAGUCAUUAAACUAAUUUCCAGCAUGCGCGGCCGAUUGACGGCCCUUACCAGGAAGCUUAGCGUCCUUGAAAAGCGAACCUCGGCCCCGACUCUCGCUACCGGCGCCGGCAGACUGCCAUCAUCUAACCCGGCCCCUAUUUCCCAUGCCACUGGUGCAACCCCGCCUCGAUGA